Messenger RNA from Ananas comosus (pineapple), 2433 nucleotides. Its product is annotated as putative pentatricopeptide repeat-containing protein At3g25970. The record is from RefSeq and is a predicted model, not a curated record. NCBI's taxonomy places the organism in Eukaryota, Viridiplantae, Streptophyta, Magnoliopsida, Poales, Bromeliaceae. Gene Ontology annotation, molecular function: protein binding; RNA binding. The transcript has a single exon. Gene Ontology annotation, biological process: RNA modification. Bases 37 to 2157 code for a protein of 706 amino acids.
UAAAACAUAUAUGUAUAACUCUUCGUGGCCACGCACAUGCGCGCGCCUCCGCCCCUCUCGGCCGCGCCCCUCCUGUCCGCCGCGAAGACCCACGCGCGCCUGAUCAAAUCCGGCGCCGCCUCCGACACCCACGCGUGGAACGCCGUCCUGACCGCCUACUCCCGCUCCGCCGGCCUCGCCCGCGCCCGCGACCUGUUCGACGAAAUUCCCCAACGAGACUCCGUCUCCUGGAACGCUCUCAUCGCCGCCCACGCCUCCUCCCCGACCUCCUCCUCCUCCUCCUCCUCCUCCUCCUCCAACGCCCUCUCAUGGGACCUCUUCCGCGCCAUGAGGGCCCUCGGCCUCCCCUUCGACCACUACACGCUGGGGAGCGUCCUCAAAGCGGUCGCCCGCUCAGCCCGCCUACAAUUCGGCCGCCAAUUGCACUCCCUAGUAUUGAAAUCAGGCCUCGACCGCAACGUCUUUUCCGCGAGCGCGUUGGUCGGCAUGUACGCAAAGUGUGCGAGUCUCCGCGACGCGUCUCGCGUGUUCGAAGCUAUGCCCGAGAGGAAUGCGGUCUCGUGGAAUGCGUUACUCGCCGGGUACGCCGAGGCAGGUGAGGUUGAUGCCGCCUUUCGGUUGUUCGGUAGGAUGGAGAGGGCGAGUUCGGUGCCCGAUGAGGCUACGUUUGCUAGCCUGUUGACUUUGGUCGACGGAAUUGCUUACCAUCGGUUGAUGUGCCAGUUGCACGGUAAGAUUGUAAAGUACGGACAGGCGAAGGAUUCUGUUGUGUGCAAUGCAGCAAUUACAGCUUAUUCGCAGUGUGGGUUGAUCGGGGAUUCAAUUAAGGUUUUCGAUAAGAUGGAGGAUAAUAGGGAUUUGAUCACGUGGAAUUCGAUGCUCGCAGCUUAUGCUUGCCACGGCCUAACGGAUUGCGCUAUGGAGCUAUUUGUUAAAAUGCAAGAGUUUGGGAUCAAUCAAGAUAUGUAUACUUUCACCAGCGUGAUUAGUUCUUGCACCGAUCAUGGGCAUCAUAACCAAGGAAGGAUCUUGCAUGGCUUAGUGACUAAGAGGGGAUUAGAUGGGGAAACGCCGGUUUUUAAUGCACUAAUCGCGAUGUACAUUAGGACGAGCGAGAAUGGUAUGAUGGAGGAUGCUGUCAAAUGCUUUGAUUCAAUGGAAUUUAGAGACAGUGUGACAUGGAAUUCGAUUCUAACUGGUCUCUCGCAAAAUGGUCUGAGCACGGAGGCGUUGAGGUUCUUCGGCCACAUGCGAUCCGUCGAGUUCAAGAUCGAUCAUUAUGCAUUUUCUGCAGUGCUCCGCUCUUGUUCGGAUCUGGCCAUCCUUCAACUGGGUCAGCAAAUCCAUGGAUUAGUCCUCAGAACAGGUUUUGCUUCCAACGAUUUUGUGGCAAGCUCGUUGAUUUUCAUGUACUCUAAAUGUGGCGUGAUUGAUGACGCUAGAAGUUCCUUUCACGAAUCCGACAAAUGUAGCUCGGUGUCAUGGAAUUCAAUCAUAUUCGGGUACGCGCAACAUGGACAGGCACGAAUUGCGCUCGAUCUGUUCACGAAGAUGCAAGAAAGGAAAGUCCCACCAGAUCACAUUACUUUUGUCGGUCUAAUUUCCGCGUGUAGUCAUAUAGGCCUAGUAGAAGAAGGAUUCAAUUUUCUAAAGACAAUGGAAUCAAAAUAUGGAGUUGCGAUCCGAAUGGAGCAUUACGCAUGUGGAGUCGAUCUCUUCGGUCGAGCCGGGCGGCUCGACGAGGCGAAAGAGCUAAUCGAUUCGAUGCCCUUCAAACCGGAUGCGACGGUGUGGAUGACGCUCUUAGGGGCAUGCAGAAUCCACGGAAAUAUGGAGUUGGCGAGCGAAGUGGCCAAGCAUUUGCUAGAAGCAGAGCCUAGAGAGCACUCCACAUAUGUGCUUCUCUCUUGCAUGUAUUCUGGGUUUGGGAUGUGGAAUGAUAGGGCACUUCUUCAGAGGGAGAUGAGGAACAGAGGUUUGAGUAAGGUGCCUGGUUGGAGUUGGAUUGAGGUCAAGAGCAAGGUGCACUCAUUCAAUGCAGAGGAUAGGUCUCACCCUCAGGCUGAGGAGAUCUAUGAGAUGAUAGUUAUGCUGAUUGAAGAAAUAGAGGUGUUUUCCUCCAGGGAGAGUGAGAUUGAUGACUUUGAGUUUGGAUAAAUAUCCAAAGAUUUUUAAACUAUUCUUUAAAAUCAUGAUAGAAGUAUGCUUGGUGCAUGCAUUUCACUAGGUCAGGGGCAUUUAUUUUUGUCCUCUUAUUAGCGUUCAGCAAGUGGUUCCAAUUCCAAUAUAGUAACAUGUCUGGCCAAGGUGCAAAAUCAUAGCGCCCCAAAAAAACAAUAAAAGGGCUUUUUUUUUUAUUUUUAUUUGGCUCCGUCAAAAAAACUUAUGUUCACAAAUAACCCCAUCAAUUUUAUAAUUACAAUUUUGGCCUUA